Messenger RNA from Prionailurus viverrinus (fishing cat), 6295 nucleotides. It is a transcript of the gene MEGF9, whose product is annotated as multiple EGF like domains 9. NCBI's taxonomy places the organism in Eukaryota, Metazoa, Chordata, Mammalia, Carnivora, Felidae. Gene Ontology annotation, biological process: axon guidance. The coding region runs from base 162 to 1973 and encodes 603 amino acids. Gene Ontology annotation, cellular component: basement membrane. Gene Ontology annotation, molecular function: extracellular matrix structural constituent. The transcript has 6 exons. The record is from RefSeq and is a predicted model, not a curated record.
CCCGGUCGCUCCCUCCGCGCUGGGGCCCGCCCGCGGGGCCGGCCGCCUGUCAGAGGGAGGUGGCGAUGGUGCGCCCGGUGGCGGUGGCGGCUGCGGCGGCUUCCCUGGUCCGAGCGCAGGGAGGAGAAGAUGACUGACCGACCGACUGAAUGACUGAAUGAAUGAAUGGAGGAGCCGAGCGCGCCAUGAGGAGCCUGCCGAGCCUGGGCGCCGUCGCCCUGUUGUGCUGCGCCGCCGCCGCCGCCGCCGCCGCCGCCGCCGCCGCCGCCUCGACAACCUCGGCGGGGAAUGUCACCGGUGGCGGCGGGGCCGCGGGGCAGGUGGACGCGUCGCCGGGCCCGGGGCUAGGGGGCGAGCCCAGUCGCCCUUUCUCUAAGGCGACGCCUCCCACGGCCCAGGCCCCGCGGACCGGAGCGCCGCGCACUACUGUCCACCGGCCCCUGCCUGCGUCCUCCUCAGCCCAGUCCCCGGAGACCACCCCUCCUCGGGCGACGGCCGGACCCGCCGCGACCACCUUCCAGGCGCCGCUCAGCCCCUCGCCCACCGCCCCCCCGGCGGCGGACCGUACGCCGACCGCCCCUCGCGCGACCACCGGACCCGCGCCGACCACCCUCUCGACGAGCACUGGCCCGGCGCCGACCACCCCUGUAGCGACCACCAUUCCGGCGCCCACCACUCCGCUCACCCCGACCCCCGCGCUCCCCGGCGGCAGCGGCGUCCCGCCCACCCCACCUGCCACCGAGGCGCCCUCUCCCCCUCCCCCAGAAUAUGUUUGUAACUGCUCUGUGGUGGGAAGUCUGGAUGUGAAUCGCUGCAACCAGACCACAGGGCAGUGUGAGUGCCAGCCACAUUAUCAAGGGCUUCACUGUGACAUCUGCAGGGAGGGCUUUUACCUGAAUCACACGUCUGGGCUCUGUCUGCCGUGUGACUGUAGUCCACACGGAGCCCUCAGCAUGCUCUGCAGCAGUUCUGGGAAAUGCCAGUGCAAAGCGGGCGUCACCGGCUCUACAUGUGAUCGAUGCCAAGAUGGAUAUUAUGACUUUAGUAAGAGUGGCUGCUUGCCCUGCCAAUGUAAUAAUCGGUCUGCCACUUGUGAUGCCCUCACAGGUGCUUGUUUAAACUGCCAGGAAAAUAGCAAAGGGGAUCACUGUGAAGAAUGCAGAGAAGGAUUUUAUCAGAGUCCUGACACCACAAAAGAAUGUCUUCGCUGCCCUUGUUCAGCAGUGACCUCUACGGGCAGCUGUAUCAUAAAACUGGGUGACUUGGAGCCUACGUGUGUCCAGUGCAAAGACGGAUACACAGGCCGGAACUGCAACACCUGUGAAAACGGCUAUUACAAUUCUGACAGCAUCUGUACCAAGUGCCAAUGUCAUGGCCACGUGGACCCAAUUAAAACUCCAAAGGUUUGCAAGCCCGAGAGUGGUGAAUGCAUCAGCUGCCUCCAUAACACCACUGGGUUUUGGUGUGAGAACUGUCUGGAAGGCUAUGUCAGAGACCUCGAGGGAAAUUGCGUCAAGAAAGAAGUUAUUGUUCCAACACCUGAAGGUUCUACCAUUUUGGUUUCCAAUGCCUCUUUGACCACAUCAGUGCCCACCCCUGUUAUAAAUAGUACAUUUACCCCCACAACCCUGCAGACUAUCUUUUCCGUAAGCUCUGCUGAAAACAGCACGUCAGCUUUAGCUGAUGUUUCAUGGACCCAGUUUAACAUCAUCAUUUUGACAGUCAUCAUCAUUGUGGUGGUGCUGCUGAUGGGAUUUGUGGGGGCCGUCUAUAUGUACCGGGAGUACCAGAACCGGAAACUCAAUGCCCCCUUUUGGACCAUCGAGCUCAAAGAAGACAAUAUCAGUUUCAGCAGCUACCACGACAGCAUUCCCAAUGCAGAUGUGUCAGGACUGUUGGAAGAUGAUGGCAAUGAAGUGGCUCCCAACGGGCAGCUGACCCUGACGACACCCAUACAUAACUACAAAGCCUGAGGAGCUAGAACUGUCACCCUGCAUGGGUAGAGCACAGGGCUUACUAAGACAGCAUCGGCUCCUGGGCCACAUGAGGCCUGGGCAGAGUUUGCUGAGAAAGCAGAGGCGUAUAGUGCAUCUGGAAGUUUCAGGUACAAACGUGUAAUGCACUUGGCCUAUUACUCUUAGUUUCCCCAUGAAGCUCCGAAGCAGUCACUGUCAAUAAGGACUUGUAGUAAAGUAUAUUUUUGUACCCAACGACAUGGGAGUAUAGAAAGGCCAAACCCCACAGUGCAGCCCACAUCUACUUUGACCUCCGAAUAGACUCCUGGGGAAGUGCUCACCAAACCAGCGGAUACACGGUGAUGGAAGUGGAGGGGGAGGACUCCAGGAAGACCUCAUCUCCAUUCCUGAAACACCUUUUUUAAAAGGAAGGUCAGGGAUGAUACUCCUUUUACUGUGCUAAAAGACAUCACUGCAGAAAAGCUUAAUGUCUGGGCUGUCUCACAAUAAACAAUCCCGAUUGUUUCCAGAAUAGGGGCGGAAAAGUCUCAAGAGGAUCUUUAGAAAAGCUUGAUUUUUCCUUCCCAAAUUCUUGCUCAAUGAUAGGAUCCAAGCACGGGAUAAGCUUCUAAUGGUAGAAACAGGAAACAGGAAGGUGACAUCUGGUAGCAGGAAGCUGAUGGUCCUCCUUAGGGUCUCAGUGUAGAUGAUGAAUUGUCUAAAAAUAAGGACUGCUCCUGCCUCUAGAGAAGUAAGGUGUAUAUAGUGAAUGUAGCAUAUCUGGUCAACAUUGUUAUUUGUAUCUAUUUGUAAAAAAAAAAAAUCAUGUCAUAUUUUAUCAUCUAGAAACUAUUUGUACAGCAGUUAAUGGCGUUGUAAAAAGAACAUAUGGGGAUUGGUUAAAAUAUGACAUAGGUGGCAAUAUUGCUGGAGCUGGGACUCUGGUGAACGCCAGUCAUUUUUGGUCCCUCUUUGGACACUGUUGAAAUUUGUAAGAGGUUGAAUGUUUCCAAAACCUUUCUUUCCCUUUCUCGGUCUCAAAGUAGAGUUACACGUUCUUUGACUUACUAGACAUUCAAGCAAUAGAUUUUUAAGGCCGUGAUUGUUAAGCUGGGAUGCAGGCUGCACUCUCUAAAGUACUCACCUGAUUAGACAUUAGCCAGUCUAUAUAUUUCACAUAGAUCAGUGUAGAACACAUCCUCAUGAAAAAAAAAAAAUGUUUUUAAGUGUAAAAGAAAGUCUUCCAGAGGAAUUAGAAAUAUUUUAGUUCCAAAAGAAAAGCCAUCAUAUCACUUGGGAUCCCCUGUUUUUCAUGCCUGUGAAAUAUUUAUUAUAUUCUUCCUCCCCGCCCAAAAAAAUACCUUCCACAUUUGAACGUAGUUUGUCACCCGUAGGCCGCGAGGUGUCUGCCAUCUUCCUGCAGGGCUACAGUUUUGCCGUUAGAGGUAGCUCUGUGGUUCGGUGGGUACAGUUAGUCCUUGCUUUUAGACCCGGUUGUUCCCUCAAGGCCACCUACUGUCGCCCUCGUCUGUUAUGAUAUUGACAGGUUGUGGGUGCAGCAAGCCAGGGAAAGCAGCCAGAAGUCAAAUAUAGAUAUUUAUUAGGAGGAACAGCAAGCUGUCAGGUGGCGAGAAAAGAAGCAAAGAUUUGUUAGAUUAGACCUAGAACAUCCAAGUUGACAACCUUGCCUGCCUUCCCCGGAGAAACGCCUGGAAUUUGUUCAUCCCUCUGUAGGAGACCCCUAAGCUUUCUCAGGUUUUGGAGAUGACGUUCUGGAGGAUGGACAGAUAGAUAGUCCAAUUCUGUAACCUGAGGUGCUCUGAAUGUUUGGCCAUUGCUCAUGAGAGGAGAGGAUACAUUACAUUACAUUAUAUUUUAAAAAUCAGUGGAUAUUCCUAUAGGCCUUUGCAGUUCGCAAAGCCCAUUGCCACACGUAUGUCCUCCGUUCCUCACCCUAGCCCCUUGAGGAAGUAGUUGUUGUCCCCAUUUGACAGAUGAGGUUAAAUGUCUCACUCAAGGCUGCACAAUAUGUCAUUAUCAGGCUUGGAAUCGGGCCUCCUGACUCUGAAGCACAUAUAUAUUCUUCCAACUCUAGGCCAAUGUAGAAACUGCUAGCCAUGGACAGAGAGGCUGGGAGGGACCGUCCCGUCUGUGAAUGUUUCCAGCUUUGUGAGUACAAGGUGCAGUCCAGGGCCAUACAGCUGGGAAGGGUUUUGUGGAAAGGACCCUGGAGAAUUACUGCCUGCGGCCAGUGUUGGUGACAAGAAAACAAAACUACCGGUUUUUGUGCUUCCUCAAAGAGAACUGACCCUCGUGAGCCGGGAGGGAAAUGUGUUUUCCCCAGCAGCCCCCACUGACGCACGGGCAGACUGAGCACUGCACAGUUCCAAGGAAGGGGGCCUGUCUCCCAGACUGCACCCCUCAAGGUGAGGGGUUGAGCAUGGUGGGAAAUAAGCACUGGUUACACGGAAGUUACCCCAGUAGAGCAAGCGUGAGUGUUUGUCGGGGUCUAAGAGCCAAAGCCAAAUAGUCCAGAUUCUGGCCAUAGAGAGGUUGCUUGAAAGAGAGCCUGAAAGGCAUUGCAAACAUUGAAUCACAUGGAACAUUAAUCUCUAAGGAAUUACUGACAGCUCCUAGGUCAGGUUCUCAAUUUUUCCCAGUGGAAAAAAAAUGGAGGUCUUAAAACUGGUUUUAAGUAAUAUUCUUUAGCGUCCCCUGCUUUUUGCUGGCGGAAAUAAUUUUGCUCUAGAAUAUAAAUCAAUCAUGAAGUGAUCUACCGGCAAAAUCAGACUAGGAAACUACUAUGGAAUGCAUUGCACACAUUCGUUCCUCUGAAGGCAGGGUCUCCCUGAGCUAUGAUGUUUCACACCAGGAUCCCGUCGGUCUUGUAGAAAGAUAAUAUUGGAAGACCUUUUGAAUAAGUGUUAGAAAUGUGUUUAUUUUUGAUUAAGACUAAUGUGACCCUUACUGAUAAAUGACAGAUACUGCUAUUAAGUGAUCAUUUUGUCUUUAUUCAUUCAUUUUCAUAAGCCCUGACGUAUUUCUGACAGAAAUCCUAGGUAGUGUUGUAAAAUAUGUCUGUCCUCCCCUAUUGUCCCCUCCCUCCCUGCACUGGCUAGCUCCUAGAUAUCUCUUAUGAAUGGAAUUUCUCCAGUGAUAGAGAAAAAUGGUGACAGAAACUAACGCUCAUUUAUACUAAGGUCCUAUGGAUUUAAUGUGUUACCACUCUUCGGGAUAACCUGCAUUUUAAGAGAGAACAGAGCAGAUGUGACGUGGGAGGAGAGAGAUUUUGGGGGAGAGGAUUUGUAGAGGUGUCAAAUUAUAUGGCUACUCUCUAGCCCUAACAUUCCCCAGAAAACGGAUCAUUAAAGCAAUACUCAUGACCCCACUAGUUCAUUUUGGUCAGAGAGUGCCUUCCGGACGUUUAGCCCUUCUCGUGCUGUUUUGGAGGCUGAGAACUAAAGCAAUAGAAUGUCCUCCUAAGAGCUUCAGUCGGGACGGGGUUAUCAGAUCAUUCACCACGGUCCUAUAUUUUUUGUAGGACUUACGGUAAACAUAACACCACUCGCAAUGAACAUUCCCUGGUUCUUAUGCUUUGAAGUGUGUGGGUAGGAGUUGAAUCUACACAUCUCAAGGGAAGAAAGCUCUCUGAUAAAAAGUUGAGAGAAGUACAGAGCAACCCAGCGUAACCUGUUAGAGCAAGGAAAGCAUUUCUGGCCUCAUCCGCAAAGACUUUUGGUCCGUUAUGAUCUUGACGGCAUGGGGCUUGGGAACUAACAUGAGUUUGGCGUGUGUGGGGGAGUGAUGAAAGGUUAGCACAAUUUUCCUCUUUAACCCUGAGCCAGUGACCAUGCCGAGGGAAAAAGCAGGAAGAACACACCGAUUCAUCCGAAGACAUCAGAUCACGUCAAAUGGACUGAAGGUUAUGGAUCGUUAAAAUGGCAGUGGUUGAAUGAUGCUUUUUCAAAGGCAGUCGGGAACCCCUGUUACUCGUAACUUACACACAGGCAAGAAUUGUGACGGUGGUGAGCACAUGAGCCCAGGGCUUCUGAGCCAACUUAGCCCAAAGCCCAGUGAUUCACAGCUGAGUUUUAAUGCUAGGCACUUGCACUCUGCCAUAGGUUACAUCUUAGCCCGGGCUAUUCAGGGAUGUUCCUAAAACAUUAAACUCCUACGUAUGUCACUAAAAUUCUAACACAAAUUCUAAAAACGUGUCUCCUACAGAUGCUGUACUAGGCUUCAUGAUGCAUUUCUAAAUUUGUGUAUGAUUUGAAUAUAUGAAAGAAUUUAUACAAGAGUGUUAUUUAAAAUUAUUAAAAAAUAAAUGUAUAUAAUUUGUA